UUGCAGAGGUUUUGUUGAGUCUUGGGGUCAGAAAGUGUCCUAGUGCUGCUAGGGUAGUUCUAGGUAGUCAUGGUAGCGAUUGUUAGGAUGUUGCUUGGGUACCUGAGGUGGCUGCUAGGGUGGUAAUGGUGAUAGCUGAGUGUUAGAAAAGAGAAAGAGAGGGAGUGAAAUUGUGGGUUUUAUUUGUUUGAAGUUUAAAAAAAGUCAAGACAGAGAAAAAGUAAAUAGAUGGAAUAAAGCAAGAAACCAGUGAAGAUGAAAAGAAGGAGGUGAAAUAGACUGAUGAACUGAGAUGGGGAGAGAAAGAGUGUGAAGAAGACAGGAUGAGAUUGAGCGAAAGAGAAAGAGUGUGAGGAAGACAGGAUGAGAUUGAGAGAAAGAGUGAGGAAGACGAGAUAGAGAGGGAAAGGGAGUGAAGUGAUUGGCUUCAUAUAUUUGACUUAGAAAAAAUGAAUGGAGGGAGGUUCUGGAGAGAGAGAAUGAGUGGAGGUAGGAAAGAACAAGGACAUGGGGGAGCAAGGAGAUGUUUAGAAUGAUCAAUGGGAUAGACUGGAAGUUAUAUUAGCUUAUCUUUAAUAUCCUAAAAAAGUAUAAAGUUUGGAAAAAUGAAAAAUACAUAGGUGUAGUGUCAAGACCUACGCAACAACGUUUGAACGAAGUUUGUACUAAAAACAAGAAGGAGAAGAAGCCUAGGAAUAACAGUACAUGGCAUUGCAUGCACUGUAUCAAGAAGGCCAGGAAGAACAGUACAUGGCAUUGCAUGCACUGAAGCCACCGGAUAACAGUGCAGUGCAUUGCUUACUACUGGAACAAGACCCAUUUUCAAUUGAAGUGUCGUAAAUUGCAAAUCAGCUAAAUUUGCUGUCAUUUGAAAAUGCUUUCAAGUGCCGUACAUUUGCAAGACGUAUGUGUGACUGAUCUGUUUCCGUUUUUUUUUUUUUUUUUUUUGAAAUGGCAGUGCCACCUCAGCUGAACUACCUCAUCAACACACUGUUUCUGUUGGCACGCCAAAAGCCACAACCAUAGUCGGUGGCUAGUUAUUUUUCUUGCUGUGGUUUCGGGCGAGGGCUGCCUUGUUUUUCUGUUACAAUGAAACUGAGAAAAGCCUGCACGUGGUUGGCGCUUGCCCUGCUGUCCUUGAUGUUAAGCACAUAUAUGGUAUUGCUAUACUUUCUGGACUUGCCCAAACUGACAGGAAACAGCCAUGGCUGGCAUCGAAACAUUUCAAUCCUGCUGUGGCACUGGCCCUUCAACCGCCCCUACCCGCUGGAGGGAGAUGUCUGCCUCGAUAUGUACAGCAUUCCACGGUGUCUACUCACCGACAACCGCUCGCGCUUUGACCAGGCGGACGUGGUGGUUUUUCAUCAUUAUGAGCUCGAAAUGGCCCACCAGAAACUUCCGUUGCACCUGCGGCGCCCGCCGGCUCAGAAGUGGGUUUGGUUGUCGCUAGAAUCUCCGGCGAUGAAAAAUAUCAGUGCAUACAACCACCUGUUUAACUGGACCAUGACCUACCGGCAGGACGCGGAUAUAUUCAUGCCUUACGGGAGGAUGAUUCCUCAAAGGACAAACGAAAGUUUCCUCAUUCCAAAGCACCGCUCGUGUCUCGCCAGCUGGGUCGUCAGCAACUACAAUAGUCACCACAACAGAUCUCGUGUGGUCCUUCAACUGCGUAAGCACAUUCGCGUCGAAGUCUAUGGCUCGUCUUACAGGAGGCCUUUGGCUAGAGAGCAAUUGCUGCCCACCAUUGCCCGCUGCCAUUUUUACCUGGCCUUUGAGAACGCCAUCUCCAAAGACUACAUCACAGAGAAGCUGUGGAGGAAUGCCUUCCAAGCUGGUGCGGUGCCCGUGGUUUUGGGACCACCUCGGUCUAACUACGAGGCGUUUGUGCCUCGUGAUUCUUUCAUCCAUGUUAAUGACUUCAACAGCACUGAAGAGCUGGCCUCCUUCCUCAAGAGGCUGGCUACGGACAAAGCCCAAUAUGAGUUGUACUUCAAGUGGCACAAAAAGCAUGCCAUUCACGUGUACUCAGACUGGAGGGAAAGGCUCUGCCACAUCUGUAAACGCUAUAAUGAGCUGCCCUCUUUCAAAGUCUACCAUGACCUACAAGGCUGGGCCUGGCAGUGAUAUGAUUGGAAUUCAAAUCAAAUAAUCGUGUGUAUAUGCCACUGUGGUGUUUUUGACAUGGAAAACAUAAAGAGAUUUUGUCAUGAGUUUGUCAUUUGUCAAUUUCGUUUGAUUAAUGUCUAAUGAUACUACUAAGACCACAAGUAAAAACCCACAAAUCCCAUGCACAUUACAUACUGUAAGUGUUCUGAAGGUUAUUACAGAAUAGCUUGCUUGAGGUUAACCA
Molecule: messenger RNA, 2350 nt
Organism: Clupea harengus (Atlantic herring)
Lineage: Eukaryota; Metazoa; Chordata; Actinopteri; Clupeiformes; Clupeidae
Product: alpha-(1,3)-fucosyltransferase 7-like
Exons: 2
Coding region: 1090-2124 (344 amino acids)
Cellular component (GO): membrane
Molecular function (GO): alpha-(1->3)-fucosyltransferase activity
Source: RefSeq, a predicted model, not a curated record